CUCGCUCGCAUUUUCUCUUAAUUCUUGCCUCGCCACACUGCUAGAUGCUGCCUGAUCUGCUGAGUUCCUCCAGCACUUUCUGUGUACUGCUCUUCGACUUCCAGCACCCGCAGAAUCUUCCGCGUCCAAGAUCUCGGGGUGUUUCUGAAUCAUCGGAGAUGCCCCCAGUCCCCGCUUUGUGGGAGAAGCUCACCCCUGAAUGGAGGCACUGCGGUCGCAGACGCCAGUUGCCGAGAUGGCAGGGGUGACCACGCCUGUCAUUGGCUGCAGUUCGCCCUGCGCCGUCCCGAGGUGGCGACAGGCGCUGUAUAAAUGAAACUCUGCUAUAGUCCGGCCGCUGCCCCGGCCCGCUGGGCUGGACGGCACACGGCGCUUUCCUCGCCGGCGGGAGAGAGAGGGGGCACGCAGUCUGUGUGUCAGCCGCCUAUCAUCAUGUCUUUACUGUCUCAGUCCGAGGAGGCAGAGCCCGAGCGUUUCGAUGGACUGUCGUUGUUGUACUGGACCAUCAUGGGACCCUAUGGAAUCAAUCGGGCUGUACAACGUAUGGUGUUCUCUGACUGUGAGAAUGGCCUGGGUAUUAAAGUUAUUGGUGGGUUUAAAGAACAAACCGGUGAGGAGUAUGGAAUUUAUGUUAAGCGUAUUUUGCAGAGUGGAAUAGCAGCAAGCGAUGGUCGACUGCAGCCUGGUGAUUUGAUCUUGGAGGUGAAUGGAGAGGACCUGGCUGGAGUUACGAACGAGAGGGCUGUGGACAUCCUGCGCACCGCCUCAGCAUCCAGUCACAUGUCCUUGCUGAUCGCUCGCGAUGAUGAAUCCAGGAGAGAGUUCACAGAGCUGAUGGAGAAGUAUGGGUCGCAGAGUAACACAGGAUCGGCCCGGAGCUCCCCCACUCCCCACAUCAUAGGAAGAUGCCCGGAGAGUCCGACCUCCUCCUCCUCUGGUUCCCUCAGCCCCAAGGACAUCGGACCCUCGGCCCAGGCCGCGGCGUCAGCAGGAAGUCAUGGUGCAGUCCAGCUUAUCACCGUUCCCAGGGGUCUGGGUCUCGGUCUGAACAUCUCGGGUGGCACUAACAAGCCCGACGGGCCGAUGGUGCACGUGCAGGAGGUGGUUCCCGGCGGAGAGUGUCACAAGGAUGGGAGACUGAGAGCCGGAGACCAGUUGGUGUCUGUCAACAAGGAAUCUCUGGUUGGAGUUACCCACGACAAAGCUAGGAGCAUCCUCACCAGGCUGAAGCUGAGGUCAGAGGACAUGGUGGAGAUUGCCUUUAUGAGAAGAAGCUCUCAGUCAGAGAGUGCAGGGGCCCAGCCGAACCCACCCCCUGUCUCUCCCAGCGGCUCUACUGCCCCCAAGCCUACCAGUUUCAGUUUCCUGUUGCCCCCACCCAGCCACCGGCACGGUCCAGCAACCCCGGUCCAGAGCCUGACCGAUGACUCCGCCUCCCUGCAGUCCACUCAGGGCAAAUCCGCAGGGAAGAAGAGGGAUCGUUCUCCGGCUGGUUCACCCACGCAGAGUCUCCCUGAUCCAAGUUCUGCAGUUGGUACGAGUCUAGCCUGGCCACAACCCCGAGGGAGGUCACUGUCCCUCAAUCCCAGCUUUCGCCUGAAGGUGGAGAAGUUGGAGAUGGCACUGGGGUACCUCGGGAUUGAUCCCACCCAGCAGCAGCAACAGACCCUCCGGCGUCAGCUCCAGGUGGACUCCAAAGGAACGGUGGCCUAUGGAGACUUUGUACAGGCAGCCAGAGACUUGUUCCGACUGCAGCUGGAUGACACGGCUUCAGAGUCGGUGGAAUGGUCUGUCGCCAGCCUGUCUGAGACAGCCCGUACUACUCAGAUUCCAUCAUCUACGUCAGUGGAUGCUGAGGACCUGGAAAAAGUUGCUCAGGAGCGGGACGAAGCACUGAAGGAACUGAAGAAAGUAAAGGAGGAGCUGGCACAGUCAGAGAAAAACAGGAAGCAACUGAGUGAGGAUUUACAGAAAGUCAGACAGGAGGUGAAGAGCGCGGUGGAAGAGGGCCGUUGCUUGCGGAGCCGGGUUCACCUCGCUGAGGCAGCACAGCGACAGGCACAGGGCAUGGAGAUGGACUACGAGGAGGUGAUCCGACUGCUGGAGGCAGAGAUUACAGAGCUGAAAGCUCAGCUGGCAGACCAGCACGGCCAGACCAAGGACGACACUCAGGACCUGAGAAAGCGAAUCGCUGUCCUCGAUUGUCAGCUACGGAAGUCAGAGUCGGCAAGGAAAGGCUUUGAGGUGUCCACUCAGAAACUGCUUCAGUUUGUGGAGAUGGUCCACGAGCUCCUCUCGGAGAGUCCAGCUGCCCCAACUAGUGUCUGUGGGAUUGUUAGCAGAAGAUUCUCGGGUCCACCGACCGCUCAGAAUGUCCCCUCUUGGUAUGGCCACGGUGGUCCCAGAACGCUGACUUCACUUUCAGCCGAUGCCAAGGAGCUGGCCAACUCAGUCCGCUCCAUCGUUGAGACCGACUGUCUACCCUACGGAUGGGAAGAAGCUUACACAGCAGACGGGAUCAAGUAUUUUAUCAACCACGUGACCCAGACCACGUCCUGGACACACCCCGUGGGCAGUGCCCUGCCCUGUGCAGAGAGGAGCAUCGAUGCUGUUCCAGGGGUCCUCCCCGAGUUCAGGAGCUGACAGAAGCACAGAAUGUCCAGCAGCGGCCAUGGCGAAAGCGUUAGAAAAGUCGUUUCAUCGAAAGCAUCUUACACAGAUCCCACAAGCAGUGAGAUUCACCAAAAGAUCUUGAGAUACCACUGAAUACUCGGUCACUGUGUUCAGUCUAUGCCCGGUCAAUAUGUUCUGUAUAUACCCGGUCAAUAUGUUCAGUCUAUACCCGGUCAAGGUAUACCCGGUCAAUAUGUUCUGUAUAUACCCGGUCAAUAUGUUCAGUCUAUACCCAAGUCAAUGUGUUCAGUCUAUGUUCAGUCUGCUCUGAACACGAUAGAAUUUGGAUCAGUGAGUCUCAGUUGUCUGUGCCUAGCACCCUGACUGUCCACCAUUGCAGACAAGGAAAGAAUCUGUGUCUGGCCAUGGGAGUGCACGAUGGGAUGGUGUGGAGGGAGCUUCACUCUGUGUUUAAGCUGUGCUAUUCCAAACCUGGUAGUGUUAUUUCUGAAAAUGGGAGAAAAUUAUUCCUUUUCUCCACACCAACAGCCUCUCCCUGUUUUCUAACCUACUCUACUUCACAAAUAAAAGCAAUAAUUGUUUUUGUGGAGA
Messenger RNA from Hypanus sabinus (Atlantic stingray), 3225 nucleotides. RefSeq names its product syntaxin binding protein 4 (gene stxbp4). Gene Ontology annotation, biological process: regulation of insulin secretion involved in cellular response to glucose stimulus; insulin receptor signaling pathway. NCBI's taxonomy places the organism in Eukaryota, Metazoa, Chordata, Chondrichthyes, Myliobatiformes, Dasyatidae. Gene Ontology annotation, cellular component: cytoplasmic vesicle. The transcript has 22 exons. Gene Ontology annotation, molecular function: syntaxin binding. The record is from RefSeq and is a predicted model, not a curated record. The coding region runs from base 313 to 2643 and encodes 776 amino acids.